Messenger RNA from Brassica rapa (field mustard), 1117 nucleotides. RefSeq names its product 4'-phosphopantetheinyl transferase gsp. Lineage: Eukaryota; Viridiplantae; Streptophyta; Magnoliopsida; Brassicales; Brassicaceae. Gene Ontology annotation, cellular component: cytosol. The record is from RefSeq and is a predicted model, not a curated record. Gene Ontology annotation, molecular function: magnesium ion binding; holo-[acyl-carrier-protein] synthase activity.
CGAUUCUGUUAUGACUUCAGAACCCCUAGCUGGUUAGGGUAUGCAUCUGACCUCCGUCACCGACUCACCGUAAAAUUAGCCGGAGAAUCAAUCACCUGUGAUUGAGCUGCUGAUGAGAAUCAGUGUCAUGUCCCAAAUGCAGCGAAGCUUCUCGAUCGAUUUGCCUUCACUGAUUCCUCUGCAACUUCCAUCUCGUAGGGAGACUCACCUAUGGUAUGUUAUACCAGAUGAAGUGAAAAGCACAUCUCUUUUGAAACGCUACUCUCAGCUUCUCUCACAAACUGAGAAAGAUGGAGUUGAUCAGAUGCGUGGCGAUGAGCUCAAGAAGAAUGCUUUGCUUGCCCGCACCUUGGUUCGAACCACCGUUGCUAGAUAUCAGACAAACAAGGAGGUCGAUCCUCGAUCCUUGAUGUUCAAGAAGAAUGUGUAUGGGAAGCCUGAGGUAGAUUGGCAGAACUGUAAGAACUGCAAUCAUCAGCCAUUGCAUUUCAACAUCUCCCACACAGAUUCUUUAAUUGCCUGUGGGGUGACAGUACAUGUUCCGGUUGGUAUUGAUGUUGAAGACAAGGAAAGGAAGAUAAAACAUGAUGUCUUAGCGUUCGCAAAAAGAUUUUACUCUGCUGAUGAAGUGAACUUUUUGGCAACUAUACCGGACCCGGAAGCUCAGAGAAAGGAAUUUAUUAAGCUAUGGACUCUUAAGGAGGCGUAUGUGAAAGCAUUAGGAAAAGGCUUCUCCGCUGCACCUUUUAAUACCUUCACAAUCCAGUCUAUACCUGGAACAGAGGAAGGCUACAGUCUUUGCAAGACAUCUGAAGUGACAGCCGAUCCACUGGAGGAGACAAAGAAAUGCAACGGAGAAUGGAAGUUUGCCCCUUUGGAGCUGGCAGAUUCUCAUUAUGCUGCAGUCUGUAUUGAAGAUGAUCAAGCUAACGAAGGAGCUCCUAUGAGGGUGAUUGUUCGGAAAACCAUCCCCUUUGUAGAAGACCAACUUAUUUCUGAAAGAAUAUUUUUGUAGUUGUGCGCAACCUUCAACCUUCUGUAAUCAUUUUUAUAUACAUCACUUUCUGAGCAUCGUGUUUGUGAGACUCUUGAAGAAUCACCAGUAAUCCUUGCACGA